CUUUCUUUUAAGAUACGCAUCCAUACUUCUGUGUGCAGGUGGCCUGUCCCUGGACAUUCAUAUAGAAAAUUUGCGUCUGUAAACAUCUUUAAAGUUUAUCAAAAGUGAUCGGUGGCACCAUCACACUAUGGGGAUUAAGUUCCUGGAAUUUGUAAAGCCGUUCUGUGCGGUUUUACCAGAAAUUGCCAAACCGGAUAGAAAGAUCCAAUUUAGAGAAAAGGUGCUAUGGACAGCAAUCACACUCUUCAUCUUCCUUGUCUGUUGCCAGAUUCCCUUGUUUGGAAUCAUGUCUUCAGACUCGGCCGAUCCCUUCUACUGGAUUCGUGUCAUCUUGGCUUCAAACAGAGGUACAUUGAUGGAGUUGGGUAUUUCCCCCAUUGUGACAUCUGGUCUGAUCAUGCAACUGUUGGCUGGUGCCAAGAUCAUUGAAGUUGGUGACACUCCUAAAGACAGAGCUCUCUACAAUGGAGCAAAUAAAUUGUUUGGUAUGGUGAUCACGGUGUGUCAGGCCAUCGUGUAUGUGAUGACAGGAAUGUAUGGUGACCCUGCCGAGAUCGGAGCUGGUGUCUGUCUUCUCAUCAUCAUUCAGCUGUUCGUUGCUGGUCUGAUUGUGCUGCUCCUUGAUGAACUUCUCCAGAAGGGCUACGGUCUGGGUUCUGGUAUCUCACUGUUUAUCGCCACCAACAUCUGUGAGACAAUUGUGUGGAAGGCAUUCAGCCCUGCCACUGUCAACACCGGAAGAGGCACAGAGUUCGAGGGUGCCAUUAUUGCCCUGUUCCACCUGUUGGCUACAAGGAACGACAAGGUCCGAGCUCUGCGUGAAGCUUUCUACAGACAGAACCUCCCCAACCUCAUGAACCUCAUGGCCACAAUAUUUGUGUUUGCCAUAGUUAUAUACUUCCAGGGAUUCCGUGUGGAUCUUCCUAUCAAGUCGGCCCGCUACAGAGGACAGUACACGUCAUACCCCAUCAAGCUUUUCUAUACCUCCAACAUUCCCAUCAUCCUUCAGAGUGCCCUAGUGUCAAAUCUCUACGUCAUUUCCCAGAUGUUGGCUACAAAGUUCAGUGGGAACUUUUUCGUCAACUUGCUCGGUGCUUGGGCUGAUGUUGGAGGCGGCGGCCCAGCCAGGUCCUACCCUGUAGGAGGUUUAUGCUACUACCUGUCUCCGCCCGAGACGUUAUCACAUGUAGUGGAAGAUCCUAUCCAUGCUGUUCUCUACAUAGUCUUUAUGUUGGGAUCAUGUGCGUUCUUCUCUAAAACCUGGAUUGAAGUCUCAGGGUCUAGUGCUAAAGAUGUUGCUAAGCAACUGAAGGAACAGCAGAUGGUGAUGCGAGGUCACCGAGACAAGUCUAUGAUCAAGGAGCUCAACCGAUACAUCCCUACUGCUGCUGCUUUCGGUGGUCUGUGUAUUGGAGCUCUCUCCGUCAUGGCUGACUUCAUGGGUGCCAUUGGCAGUGGAACUGGAAUCUUGCUGGCUGUAACGAUUAUUUACCAGUACUUUGAAAUUUUCGUCAAGGAACAGAGCGAAAUGGGAGGCAUGAGCACACUUCUCUUCUAGACUUUCGGACACGGAUAAACAGUUAAUAUUAUUAUUAUUAUUCUGCAGCUAUUUUUCAAUCUGCAGCAUUUGUACAUAUUUUUCUUGUCACACGAAACCUUGUCAUUAGAUAUUAAGAUAUCAUUUGCCCUCCACGGAUCUCAGUGGAAUCUGUUAAGUAGAAAAUGACCACAGCUUGAUUGUUUUAAAGAUUUACAUACCAAAGAUAUUUUAUAAGGGAAUAUAACUUCCUAGGAAAAGUUUUUAAGGAAAUGACAUGGAUAGAAAUUUGUAAAACAAUCUCUGUGGGUCGUGGAAAAAGUUUGUUCACAUUUGCAAAGUAGCCUCAUGACUUCAUUACACUAUUUUUUAUGGACAAUACGAAGGGACUACAUAAGGUACAGUGACAUCAAAAUGUAGUUCAAGCAUUUGUUAUAUGAAGCAAACUUAUUUUAGGUGUCUCAGAAGCAUUUCUUUUGUUUUGAAGAAAGUGUCGUAUGUUGUUAGAUUGGGUCGGUAUGAAAGAAACAUUCUGUAUCAUGAGUCCUCAGUGUUGAAAAACUAUAAAUAAAAAACUUUGUGUAAA
Molecule: messenger RNA, 2123 nt
Organism: Haliotis rubra (blacklip abalone)
Lineage: Eukaryota; Metazoa; Mollusca; Gastropoda; Lepetellida; Haliotidae
Product: protein transport protein Sec61 subunit alpha
Exons: 12
Coding region: 128-1558 (476 amino acids)
Biological process (GO): SRP-dependent cotranslational protein targeting to membrane, translocation; post-translational protein targeting to membrane, translocation
Cellular component (GO): Sec61 translocon complex; membrane
Molecular function (GO): ribosome binding; signal sequence receptor activity; transmembrane protein transporter activity
Source: RefSeq, a predicted model, not a curated record